UCAUACAUGAGGUAGAAGUAGACAACAACCAACAAUUGAUGGAGCAUAAGAGCUUUUUUAGGUGGUCUCCAGACAAAUUGUGGGUUUCAUGUUGAAUCAAUAAAUUGAUUUAGCAAAAUAAUAUCGUUUUUUCAAUUAUGUCGGUCCAUGCCCGCAGGCCACAGCUAUAUUAAACAUUUAGAAUUAUAUAAAAGCUAAUUAAAAUCAUGCACAGAGCAUUGUUGCUGUCUUCAUAUUACACUUUAGGAUACUUGAUAUUUAAUUUCGGUUUGGGUUAUCUCGACGACUAAAACCAAACCAAAUUUACGACAUUUUGGUUUGUAGCAGUUCUAGUUUUAAAAUUUGGUCUCGAAUGGUUAUGCGUUUUCAUCCUUACAACAGUUUGAAUCCAACCAAUCUCACCAAGUGGUUCAGAUUUUUUUGUUAAUUCGGUUUGGUUUAGAUUGGUUAGGUUUACCCGUAUUGAACCAUAUAUAACCAAAAUCAACUCAAAACCAUUUUCUUCUCCUUUCUCUGUUUCACUAACUCCCACUUUACUCAAAAGAGACUCAAAAACUUUAGUGUUUUCUUCAUCAGCCCAAUAAGGCAAUAAUGAACGAAGAGAUGAGCGGUGAGUCGCCGGAGAAUAACAAACACGUAAAGGAACCGACGAUGCCGGAAAAGAUCGAUUACGUGUUCAAGGUGGUUGUCAUUGGAGAUUCUGCUGUUGGGAAAACGCAGCUCCUCUCACGUUUUACGCAGAACGAGUUCUGUUAUGAUUCAAAAUCAACCAUUGGUGUUGAGUUUCAGACAAGGACCGUCACUCUUCAGGGCAAACUCGUCAAAGCUCAGAUCUGGGACACCGCCGGUCAAGAAAGAUACAGAGCCGUGACGAGCGCCUAUUACAGAGGUGCGUUAGGUGCGAUGGUGGUUUACGACAUUACCAAACGCGUCUCAUUCGACCACGUGGCACGUUGGGUUGAGGAAUUACGUGCUCACGCCGACGAUUCGGCCGUGAUCAUGCUCGUCGGAAACAAAGCCGAUCUCGCCGUUGAUAAACGCGCCGUUCCUACGGAGGACGCCGUCGAAUUCGCUGAGACUCAACGGCUUUUUUUCUCGGAAGUCUCGGCAUUAAGUGGCGGAAACGUCGACGAGGCUUUUUUCCGUUUACUCGAGGAGAUUUUCAGCCGCGUUGUUGUUUCGAGAAAAGCUAUGGAAUCUGACGGCGGAGCCCCCGUGAAGCUUGACGGUUCGAGGAUUGAUGUGAUCUCUGGUUCGGACCUUGAGAUUAGUAAGAUCAAGGAACAAGCUUCGUGCUCGUGUUGAAUGUUGAGUGAUGGGCCAGAAAACCAAAACACAUAAAGCCAAUUAUUGGGCCUUCUUUAAGCCCACAUAUGACUCAGGAUCUUUGUUUGGCUUUUCAUAUUACGGGUGGUGCUUAUAGUUGCUAAUUGCUAUCAAAAAGCUAUUCAUGUGUCAUUCGUAAGCUCUUUGACAUUCUUGUAUAUGUAAAGGAAAACACAAUUCUUUUAUUCUGUCAAGUUCUAAGGAGUUCUAUUCCA
This is a messenger RNA of Arabidopsis lyrata subsp. lyrata, 1541 nucleotides long. Its product is annotated as ras-related protein RABA3. NCBI's taxonomy places the organism in Eukaryota, Viridiplantae, Streptophyta, Magnoliopsida, Brassicales, Brassicaceae. Gene Ontology annotation, molecular function: GTPase activity; GTP binding. Gene Ontology annotation, cellular component: endosome. The record is from RefSeq and is a predicted model, not a curated record. The transcript is spliced from 2 exons. Bases 592 to 1305 code for a protein of 237 amino acids.